Messenger RNA from Colletotrichum lupini, 1236 nucleotides. RefSeq lists its product as uncharacterized. The transcript is spliced from 5 exons. The record is from RefSeq and is a predicted model, not a curated record. Lineage: Eukaryota; Fungi; Ascomycota; Sordariomycetes; Glomerellales; Glomerellaceae. The coding region runs from base 1 to 1236 and encodes 411 amino acids.
AUGGCGGAACGCCGCAACCACAACGGAUCGUGUCUACACAAUCUUGCCUCCGGAUCUUUGCCGCCAACUCUUAGCUCAUCGGACCGGUCUCGUCUCUUUUUCAAGGUGCUGGAUCAAUGGACGCACGAAUCCUCGGCCAAAUGGCAUCAUUUCGGCUCUUGGGCCUGGACUUGCACCAUACUUUUCAACAUCAGUGCUGAUGCUAGGCGAAUCGCACUUGUCGCGCACGCCGAUAAGAUGCCGAGCGCCGUCGCGGGCCAUCUCGGGUUCUGCUGCGCGACAUCGCUCGAUGCCGAGUUGCCUCUCAGAGCAGCUCUUGCAAGGAAAGGAAAAGAAGUUUUCCAACCUCGCCUCUUCCUUGUAUCGACUCGCCUCGCUGACCGGGAGUUGCGAAAAAAGGUGUCGCCCACUUCGACUUGGACCCUAAAAGAUCCUGAUAUGCGGGAUCCCACCAAGUACAAUCGUCGUAUCCGAUAUUCUGCCGUCUCCUUCUCCCCACCGCUUUCACCCCACGCCUGGGGCUCGAUGCUGGGGAGGAUGGGAAAUGCGCGGGACCCUGAGGACGAGGAUCCGGCAGGGAGAACGGCAUGUACAUGUUUGAUGUACCGAUACCAGCCGCCACACCGCACUCGCAGCUCCGGCUUGCUGAGGCGGGAGCUAUCUCUUUGCCAUGCCACGCCGCCCACGCGGGCGGGCGGGCUGGAAUCCUCGAAUAUCGACAAGUGUUGCACCGAGCUCAUUCACUCGGUCUCCGAUUGUUCAUCGACGUCUCUCGGUCGCACUUUGUGGUUUGUUGCGCAUCACAAUGGCUUGUUGACUGAGGCUUCCGUCAACUGGGCAUCUUCACCCACCUUUCGUGGCUCGUCUACUGAAGAACUGGAGCAACCCGUCGUACGCAACCGAAAGGUCAGCAAGAGCUUAGUCAACUUCGAACUGAUUAGGUCCUCCUGGGCCUGGCCAGGGCUGGAGUUGAGGCAAACCAAGCCCCUUCUGCCCCUCGAACAGCAGAUUCGAGCCUCGACAGGAAAAGCUUGGGUUAAUCCGUCGUCUACUGUAUACGGAGUACAACUCCAGUCGCCAAGGAGGUAUCGCUACAUUACACCCCCAUCGGACCGUGGCGGGUUCCUGGAGCAGAGACCACUUUUGCCCCUCCUCGCCCUCCAUUUCCCAUUUCCCCUUCCACUCUUCCAUGGCCUUCUGCUUGCAACAUGGAGGCUUUUUUUGGCUUGUUGCUGA